Molecule: messenger RNA, 2966 nt
Organism: Oncorhynchus mykiss (rainbow trout)
Lineage: Eukaryota; Metazoa; Chordata; Actinopteri; Salmoniformes; Salmonidae
Product: fidgetin-like
Molecular function (GO): microtubule severing ATPase activity; ATP binding; ATP hydrolysis activity
Source: RefSeq, a predicted model, not a curated record
UGGCAGUGGCUGUGGUCAGUGUUGCCUGCGCUAACUUGGAAUGGUUUUAAAUCCCACGCAGCCUCACUUAACCCACCGCACAGUCAUUCAUCAGCAAGCUCUACCGUGGAUCGAUGUUGCUCUAACCCCAGAGGUCGACCUGUCGCACAUACAGCGAGAAAUGAUCAGUAGCAGCAGCGUCUAUGGCCUAAAGAUGCAGUGGACCCCAGAGCAUGCGCAGUGGGCGGAGCAGCACUUUGACAUCACCUCCACCACGCGCUCGCCGGCCCACAAGGCCGAGGCUUACCGGGGCCACCUGCAGCGCGGCGGCAGCACCUACCAGUACGCCUGGGCCAACGACGACAUCUCUGCACUUACCGCCUCCAACCUGCUCAAGAAGUACGCUGAGAAGUACUCUGGCAUCCUGGAGAUGCCCAGUGAGAGGGCCCUGCUGAACUCCUACGCCGAGGCCGGGAUGAACGGCAGGAAGGGGGAGGGCGAGGCCUGGCAGGAGGGGGUAUACUGCGUCCCCGAGGGGAUGUCCAUGAGGAAAGGAGGGGUGGCGGCGGAGGUGGCUGGUAUGUGCAGCUCGCCAUCCCCGGGCCUGGCCUCCAGCGGACUGACAGAGCCUGGUUACUCCAGUAGCAGCUGUGGUAGUCACACCGCCACGGCCCUCCACUCCUCUGCAGGCUCCUCUCAGGAAUACGGCCCCAGCUACAGUGGCUCCUACCUGGGCUACAGCUCCCAGGUCACCACCUCCCCGCUGCACAGCUCCGGCCUCUUGCAGCCCCCUCCUCCACCCCCCCACCCCUCCCAGGUCCCGGCCUACAAUGGGGGAUCCUCCAACCUUUCGGGCUACAAUUACCCACAUGCCGGGUACCCCUCCCAGAGCUCUGUGGGGCCAGGCUACAGCCCUGGGGGAGCCCCCCCUCCAUCCUCCUACCUACCGUCAGGGAUCGCCGCUCCCACCCCCCUGCCCCCCUCCUCCACGCUCCCCGGGUACCCCUACCAGUCGCACAACCUUGGCCCCAUCGCGCCCACGCCUCUGAAUGGCAGCUUGUCCAACUCUCUGAAGAGAAAAGCCUUCUACAUGACAGGGCAAGGAGAGAUGGACUCCACUUAUGGAAAUUUUGUCUACGGCCAGGCACGCAGCACCGCAGAGAGCCCCAUGUACAGGGUACCGGACAGCAGCAUCUCAAAUGCGGGCGGCGGAGGGAAUGGUUUUGACAGGAACGCUGGCAAGUCAUCUUUGCCGUUUAAUACCCAAAAGCAGCCCAUGGCCUCUGAGCAGUCUGCGGGUGGAGCCCUCACCCCUCCGUCCUAUACCUCCACUCGGGGUGGCUCGCGCUCAACCGACUCCCUGGGCAGCUUCACUUCUCCCUCCCUGAGCGACCAAGGGGAUGAGCACCGCCUGCACCUCUCCCACCUCUCCCUGACGGGGGCGACCUCAUCCUCCCGGCCCGCUGAGGAGCAGCUGAAGAGCAGCGACCCCCACCUCCUGGACAUGGUGACCUCUGAGAUCCUGCAGCAGGGACCCCCAGUCGACUGGAGUGACAUUGCAGGCCUGGAGCUGGCCAAGGCCACUCUGAAGGAGGAGGUUCUCUGGCCCAUGCUACGUCCGGACAUGUUCAGCGGCCUAGGUUCGGCCCCGAGGUGCGUUCUACUGUUCGGCCCCAGAGGAACUGGCCGGACGUUGCUGGGCCGCUGCAUGGCAAGCCAGCUGGGGGCACCCUUCCUGCAGCUCAGAGGCUCCACCUUGGCCACCAAGUGGCUAGCAGAGGGUGACAAGAUCCUGCGGGCCUCCUUCCUGGUGGCGCGCUGCCGCCAGCCCUCAGUCCUGUUCAUCAGCGACGUGGACAUGCUGCUGUCAGCCCAGCUCAGCAACGAGAGCCCCGUUCACCGCCUCAAGGCCGAGCUCCUGGCCCAGCUUGAUGCGCUGCUCCUGGGGCCGGCCGAUGACUCCAACAACCACGUCCUGGUGGUCUGCUCCACCAGCAAGCCCCAGGACAUGGACGAAGGGCUGCGACGGUACUUUGGCCGGCGGGUCCUGGUGCCGCUGCCGGACGGUUCGUCCCGCCACCACAUGCUGAGCCAGCUGCUGUCCCAGUCCCAGCGGAAGUACUGCCUCAGUGAGGAGGAGCUGGUGCUGCUGGUCCAGCGCACCGAGGGCUUCUCCGGCCUGGACGUGGCAAGGCUGUGCCAGGAGGCCCUGGUGGGCAUGCUGCACACCUCCUCCCAAGGCCUGGACCUCUCGGUGAGCAUCAUGCCCACGGGCCAGAUGCGACCCCUCACCUACCAGGACUUUGACAGUGUUUUUUGCAAAUUCCAGCCCAGUAUAUCGCAGAAAGAGAUCGACACGUACACCGAGUGGAACAAAAUGUUUGGGUGCGGUCAGUGAACCUCGGGGGGAAAGUCCUCAAGAAAGAGGCGUUGGGAAUUCUUUGACCUGUCUGUGGUGCUAACCAGAGAGGAAGGCACACAAGAGGGGCGACGUAAACCCCCCACACGUGAGACCUGACGCCAGAGGUGGAGAAACAUCAAGAGACUUGGUUGGAGUGAUACCUGAUGGUUUUGCAGGUAACGAGCAGAGAUUUCAUUAGGAUGCUUGACGCUGCUAAAGUCAGGCAUAGUUAUACACAUUAAGAAGGGGUCAACUUGAGAAGAGACAGAGGAGGACCCUGUGUGUAUAUAUACAUUUGUUGUUGUCCCCUAAAAAUUUAGUUGGCUAACCAAGUGCCUGUAGUGGUGCUUUCUUAAUUCUCUUUUUUUUUUAUGUAUAAUGAUUUUGUUUGCCUCACAAUCUACAUUAAUGGCAUGUGCUGAUAUUAUGAGCUUUAAACUUCAACAGCAAAAUUAAAAUUAGAGUGGCGGUUGCCAUUUUCUCCUGCCAUUUCACCAAGUAUCAACAGUAUUCCUCAGGGGGUGACAGGAAUUUGGACCCCCGAUCCAUACACUUCAUCUCUGAUCCUCUGUCUGCAAAAAAAAAA